This is a messenger RNA of Daphnia pulex (common water flea), 1197 nucleotides long. RefSeq names its product cubilin-like. The record is from RefSeq and is a predicted model, not a curated record. NCBI's taxonomy places the organism in Eukaryota, Metazoa, Arthropoda, Branchiopoda, Diplostraca, Daphniidae. Gene Ontology annotation, biological process: negative regulation of inflammatory response. The transcript is spliced from 7 exons. Bases 318 to 1082 code for a protein of 254 amino acids.
UCAAGUGUGAGCAACUUACCAACCCAUCGGGCCACUUUUCUUCGGAGAUAUUCUCCAAACCUGCAGACGAAAUCCACUCAGAUAGAAUUUCAGAUGCCGUUCGGAAAACGAUAGUUUUAAUAUCAGUACAACCCAAUCAUCAAAUUUGGCUGUCAUUCGAUAAGUUUACCACUGUUAUCAACCGAGAUUUUCUCAAAGUUUACGACGGUCCGUACUCGACCAGCCCCUUGCUGUUAUCCCACAGCGGACCUACAAAACCGUCGUCAGUCCGAUCAUCUUCCAACGAAUUGUUUGUAGAGUUUCCGUCCCACUACGACAUGGAUUAUAAUAAAGUUGAAGGUUCCUAUACAAGCGUCAACAGCACCGAUGAAUCUUUUAAACCAGGCUGUGGUGGUUAUUUGAACGGUGAAGGCACAAUUUCGACUCCAAACUAUUUAUCUGACACCAACAUCGCUGACUGCUAUUGGUUAAUCGGAACAAGACAAAGCGACGAUUUAAUCCUACUUCGAAGGAAUCAGUCUGAUAUUAGACACCCGACGGCUGCGUUUUUGUCUUCCCGAGCUUACCCAGAAAUGAUUGUAUAUGACGGAUGGAGUACAGAUGGCCUCGUCCUUUACGACACGAAAUCCACUGAAACUCAACAGAAAACGGUGGUUUACUCUGUCAGCAAUAAAAUGAUGGUUCACUUUAAACCUCCAAAAAUCAAAGAAAAUCACAUAUCUUUCUGGGAGGUCUUUAAAAUAUCGACACCGCAGUGCAAGAAUUACUUGGAAGGAACUAGCGGGACCAUAAAAAGCCCAAACUACCCGAUGCCUUACCCUCAUCUAACGGACUGUCGCUGGACCAUUAGCGUGAAACCGGCAUCAAAAGUCUUUUUUAGUUUCUUUGAAACACAACAGGGAGCAGAUUUUAUUUCCGUUUAUGACGGACCCACCGUAAACGAAAAGCUGCUGUUGAGUGAAUCAGGAUCAGUACCAACCCCUUUUGUUGUUAAUUCUUCAACUAAUCAAGUGCUGGUUAGGUUUACGUCAGACGGUGAUAUUUCCCUGUCUGGUUUUCUUGCCGUCUAUUUGUCUCUUUAGAACACAUCUAUAAAUUUUAGUGUUGGAGCGACGACCAUUUAAAAUGAUAUAGGGUGUUAGCGUUAAAAAAUGUUUUUGCGCAAACUAUAUGCACAAUAAACAGUAGCAUGCAACA